This is a messenger RNA of Symbiodinium pilosum, 1335 nucleotides long. NCBI's taxonomy places the organism in Eukaryota, Dinophyceae, Suessiales, Symbiodiniaceae. The record is from the annotation of a GenBank genome assembly.
AUGGCCUUAAAGCCGCAUACCCAGUACAGCAAAAAAGUGUACCUGGAAACCCUGCAAAAAGUGGCGAAAAACCCGGAGGAAUACCUGGAAGAUGAGAGCCUGGGAGCUAUUGCUAAUGCAUUAGUGGAAGAAGCUAAAGAACCCAUCGCUAUGCGUGAAAAGCACCUGGAUUUCAAGAUAUACGGAGAAGAGCAUAUUGAGCAGGGUGCCAUGCACCAGAUGUAUACCGCCAUGAAACUACCGGUAGCGGAUUCCGGGGCUUUGAUGCCGGACGCCCACCAGGGUUAUGGUUUACCGAUCGGGGGUGUACUGGCUACCAAAAACUCCGUGAUUCCGUAUGGAGUGGGGGUGGACAUUGGCUGCCGUAUGUGCUUAUCCAUUUACGAUAUGCCGAAAGAGCGCUUACAAACCGAUAAAGAAGUUUUGAAGAAAAUGCUGAGUAACAAUACGCGUUUCGGCAGCGCUUCUUUUCAGCGCAGUAUGGACCAUGAGAUCUUUGAGCGUGAUGAGUUCAGGGAACUGGAAGUGGUGAAAAACCUGAAAGACCGUGCCUGGCGGCAGAUCGGUUCCUCCGGUGGGGGUAACCACUUUGUAGAGUUCGGGGUGGUACGUAUCACCGAAGAAGAGAACGAGUUCAAUCUUCCGCCUGGUAGUUAUAUGGGUUUGUUGUCCCAUUCCGGUUCACGGGGGCUGGGUGCUAACAUUGCCCGCCAUUACACCAACCUGGCUAUGGCCACCACCAAAUUGCCGCAGGAAGCACGUCACCUGGCCUGGCUGGAUAUGGAUACCGAUGCCGGUAAGGAAUACUGGGCGGCCAUGAAUUUGGCCGGUGAUUACGCUUCGGCCUGUCACCACCAGAUCCACGAACGUAUGGCGAUAGGUUUGCACACCACACCACUUACCAGGGUGGAGAACCACCAUAACUUUGCCUGGAAGGAAAAGAACGUCCAGGGCGAAGAGGUAAUUGUACACCGUAAAGGCGCCACACCGGCCGGUGAAGGGGUGCUGGGGAUCAUUCCCGGUUCCAUGACGGCUCCGGGUUAUAUUGUGCGGGGGCGUGGUAUUGCCCAUUCCAUUAACUCCGCUUCGCACGGGGCGGGGCGGGUGAUGAGCCGUACCCAGGCUAAGAAAACCCUGGAUGAAACUGGGGUGAGCCGCCACCUGAAGGAUCAUGGGGUGGAAGUAUUGGGCUCUGGCCUGGACGAGGCACCCAUGGCCUAUAAGGACAUCAACACGGUGAUGAACAGCCAGCGGGAGCUGGUGGAGAUCCUCGGAUCUUUUACGCCUAAAAUUGUGCGGAUGUGCGGGGAUAAGCGGUUUAAGGAGGUGGACUAA